AUGGAGUCGACAGAAUUGUCAUCAUCAAUGGAGUCAUCAGCAUCAUCAUCAUCAAUGGAGUCACCAGCAUCAUCAUCGUCACUAUGGCAAUGGGGUUCACCAUCAACAUAUAUGUUUGGUGGCAUAGGUGCAAUGCUGCUUCUCAUAGCGUUAGCUCUGUUAAUGUUGACAUGUUCUUAUCUAAGGCACAGAUAUGAGGACACUAGUGACCGAAAAGCUGUUAAGCAUGUGUGCAAAGACAGUGAUGAAGCCAACGCCAGCCCCAAGAUUGUCGUUAUAAUGGCUGGAGAAGAAAUUCCGACGUACUUAGCUGCACCUGCUCAUGUCACCAGUAGCAGAAACCGCCAAAUUCCCAACCAGGCACUCUAA
Messenger RNA from Erigeron canadensis, 369 nucleotides. RefSeq names its product protein GLUTAMINE DUMPER 2-like. The coding region runs from base 1 to 369 and encodes 122 amino acids. The record is from RefSeq and is a predicted model, not a curated record. NCBI's taxonomy places the organism in Eukaryota, Viridiplantae, Streptophyta, Magnoliopsida, Asterales, Asteraceae. Gene Ontology annotation, biological process: regulation of amino acid export. The transcript has a single exon.